Molecule: messenger RNA, 375 nt
Organism: Ectocarpus siliculosus
Lineage: Eukaryota; Phaeophyceae; Ectocarpales; Ectocarpaceae
Source: the annotation of a GenBank genome assembly
AUGCUACUCGUCUUCCGACAGGUGCUUCAAAGCUCGUGGUCCAUGGUGAAAUACUUCAAGCAGGACUUAGUCAAGACUCUGGAAUCAAAUUGGGGAAAUCAGACGGGUGCGUGGGAGGCUUUACUCAAGCUCGUGCAAUCCGCAUCUGCCUUGUCGUUUGCGGUGCGAGCACCCUCCCACAACGACGAGGAACUGCAACAGCUCCACAAGCAUGCGCAAGACAUGGUGCAUGUGGCGAAGGAAGUUAUCGGGAAGGACGGCGUGAGGCCUUCAAUGCACAGUACCCUACACUAUUCGGAAGCCGUGAAGAACCACGACCCAAUGGCCUCCUCCUCCUUUUGCUGGCGCGUCAGGACACAUGCCCAACGCCUCUAG